AAGAGGAGGGGAGGCUGCUGCUGCUGCUGCUCUCGCCUUCCACAAGCACAGUCAGGGAGAGUGAAGAUGCAGACGCUGCUGGGGAUGAACCUCGUCGGUGUGAGAUGUGGCCCCCUACUGCUGACAGUGUUCACCAUCCUGUCCAAAGUGCACUCAGACCGGAAUGUGUAUCCUUCCUCCGGGGUCCUGUUUGUUCACGUUCUGGAAAGAGAAUACUACAAGGGAGAAUUCCCCCCUUAUCCAAAACCAGGCGAACUAAGCAAUGAUCCAAUCACAUUUAACACAAAUCUAAUGGGUUUUCCUGAUCGGCCGGGUUGGCUGCGGUAUAUUCAGAGGACGCCUUACAGUGAUGGGGUUCUGUAUGGAUCGCCGACAUUCGAGAGUGUGGGAAAGCCAACCAUAAUCGAGAUAACCGCCUACAAUAAACGAACAUUUGAGACAGCGAGACAUAAUCUGGUCAUCAAUAUCAUGUCAGGGGAGGAUUUCCCUCUUCCUUUCCAAGCUGAGUUCUUUAUUAAAAACAUGAAUGUAGAAGAAAUGUUAGCCAGUGAAAUUCUGGGAGAUUUUCUUGGAGCUGUGAAAAACAUCUGGCAACCCGACCGUCUCAAUGCUAUUAACAUCACUUCAGCUCUGGACAGGGGGGGCAGAGUGCCGCUCCCCAUCAAUGAUAUGAAGGAAGGCGUCUAUGUUAUGGUUGGAGCAGACGUCCCGUUUUCAUCUUGUCUGCGCGAAGUUGAAAACCCGCAGAACCAGCUGAGAUGCAGCCAAGAGAUGGAACCUGUCAUAAGUUGUGAUAAAAAGUUUCGGGCACAAUUUCAUAUAGACUGGUGUAAGAUUUCAUUGGUGGAUAAAACAAAGCAAGUAUUGAUCACCCAGGAAGUUGUUCGGGGGGAAGGGAUCCUUCCUGACGCAGGGGAGUAUAAACCUCCAUUGGAAACGUUGAAGAGCAGAGACUUCUACUCGGACUUCCUAAUCACGCUGGCAGUGCCCUCGGCCGUAGCCUUGGUGCUGUUUGCCAUACUGGCUUACAUCAUGUGCUUUCGGAGAGAAGGAAUGGAAAAGAGAAACAUGCAAACCCCAGACAUCCAACUUGUUCACCAUAGCGCUAUCCAGAAAUCCACAAAAGAGCUCCGAGACAUGUCUAAAAACAGAGAAAUUGCCUGGCCCCUGUCCACACUUCCGGUUUUCCAUCCAGUGACAGGGGAAAUGGUGCCCCCUCUUCAUACAGACACUUACGAUAACACCAACAUGCCCUUGAUGCAGACACAACAGACUUUAUCGCAUCAGACUCAAAUACCUCAACAACAAAUUGCAGGUCAAUGGUAUACCUGAGGAACGGAAACUCACUGAGGCCAUGAAUUUGUAAGACACAGGCGGACAAAGGAGCUUUCAUUUUACCUCCAGCUGCGGCUUAUUAUGGACGUAACCAGCAUCACGCCUCAGACUCCUCCAUCUACAAGAUUACGUGUCAUUCACAAAGGUUUUGUUUUUUUUACUUCUACGUUUUGUAUCAAUUUUUAACUGUUAUUCUGCCAGAUCUUGGAGGUACCAUUAGUACCAGAGCAAGCGGGAAUACCACAGCAAUUGGCAAUGCCAGAGCAAGCGGGAAUACCACAGCAAUACCACUGGAUCAGUCUGAAUGAAAAUUAUGAGUCAGUCAAUUUUGGGAAAACUUAUGUAUAAAAAGUGAUAAUAAAAAUCUGCAAACACAAUAAUGUACAUAGAUGCAAUGGAUAAAACCUCUGCACUGCAAAAUGUGUAUGAAUACAAUUA
Bufo gargarizans (Asiatic toad) is the source of this 1773-nucleotide messenger RNA. RefSeq names its product sarcoglycan epsilon (gene SGCE). The transcript is spliced from 11 exons. NCBI's taxonomy places the organism in Eukaryota, Metazoa, Chordata, Amphibia, Anura, Bufonidae. Gene Ontology annotation, cellular component: membrane; sarcoglycan complex. The record is from RefSeq and is a predicted model, not a curated record. The coding region runs from base 67 to 1332 and encodes 421 amino acids.